AUCUGUCAUUGAGCAGUAGCUACACGAUUAUAAAAGUUAGAGCGCAAUAACAGCGAUUACUGCAUGAAAUAAUUAUAGAAUAAGUACAAACAUUUAGUCAGUGUCACUCCACGCAGCAUGGGCUCAGGAGAAAGUACGACGAGAAAAGUGUCUUUUGGUGUGGACGACGAGGACAGAGUCAGGAUCCUGCGCGGAGUCAAGCUCUCAGAAGAUGUUCUCCAGAGGAUGAAAGGUGUGGCCAAUAUUCCUCCAGAGCGUGCACAGAGGGACACAGGUGCGUCUUUCAGCGCCAGCUCUAACACCCGACCACAGCAGAACCCACAGCAAACCCAGUUAAGCACCCAGUCCAGCACUGACAAAACAACUGCUAAAGUCAAGAAAGAGGAGCAGAGGACUGAUCGGCAGCAAAACAUACUGAGGGAGGAAUUGGCCCACAUAAGAGAGGCGCAGACGAUUAAGGAAAUAACUCGGGAAAGACAACAUACACGCCAGGAGGCUGAGAAGACCAAACAGUUGGCUCAAGAGCUCCAGAAAAAAGAGUUACGACUGAAGGCGCUGGAUGCAUUCUAUAAGGAGCAAAUAGCACUAAUAGAGAAGCGGAAUUUGGAGAUUUAUGAACAGAGCAAGGAGCAAUUCCACCAAGCGGCAUCCAAGACAGAAUCAACCGUGAGGUCUCGGAAUACCGGCGCUGUAUGUCCUGGCCUGCAGGCUCAGGUUUUAUCUUGCUACAAGGUGAAUGGACAGCAAACUCUAAGAUGUUCAGACCUGGCCAAAGAAUACAUGCGAUGCAUAAAUGCGGCAAAGAGGAACUACCUGGUCAACCAUGGAUGAAGAAGGAGAAUUUCCGACCAAGGCUUUGACACUACUUCUGAGAGCAUCACCUUCGAUCGUGAUUUUGUGUUGAAUUCCGGGAGAUAGACGGUGCCCUCGGCCUGCCUUGUUGUUGAAAUGUUUUUUUUCUUGUAUGCUAUUCAUCUGCAGUACCAACCAUUGAAAUGAUGUGAUGAAUCGGAACUGCUACAUUUUCCACAGAAAAAAAAAGAAAAAGAGUUAGCGGGUUCGAGGUCUGGCUCAAUACACUUUCAAAUCCAUUUUUUUAUGAGACCAUUAGAGGCUGUUUGGCCGAUUUAAAUGGUAAAGAUUCAUCCAAGGCUCUUUCAUGCGUGCAUGAAUGUCAACUUGCGUUUGCGUCCAGAUUUCUGCUGCUUGUCUAGCGGUAAAAAAGAUGAAUGUAUGGGGACUGCGCAUGGCAUUAUUGUUUCGAUGGUGCACUUUCAAGAGUGGUGGUUUUUCUUUUUCGCGCAUAGUUUUGCGGCCUCAUCGCCGUGACUUUAGUACAAAAAAAGUCUGUAUUGUAUUAUUUGAAUCCAUUAAACUAUCCGCGGUUUAUUUGG
Hippocampus comes (tiger tail seahorse) is the source of this 1394-nucleotide messenger RNA. RefSeq names its product MICOS complex subunit mic25a-like. The record is from RefSeq and is a predicted model, not a curated record. NCBI's taxonomy places the organism in Eukaryota, Metazoa, Chordata, Actinopteri, Syngnathiformes, Syngnathidae. The transcript has 8 exons. Gene Ontology annotation, cellular component: mitochondrion; MICOS complex. Bases 118 to 831 code for a protein of 237 amino acids.